This is a messenger RNA of Periophthalmus magnuspinnatus, 1660 nucleotides long. RefSeq names its product acyl-CoA dehydrogenase short chain (gene acads). Lineage: Eukaryota; Metazoa; Chordata; Actinopteri; Gobiiformes; Gobiidae. The transcript is spliced from 10 exons. Gene Ontology annotation, biological process: fatty acid beta-oxidation using acyl-CoA dehydrogenase; butyrate catabolic process. The record is from RefSeq and is a predicted model, not a curated record. The coding region runs from base 53 to 1270 and encodes 405 amino acids. Gene Ontology annotation, cellular component: mitochondrion. Gene Ontology annotation, molecular function: flavin adenine dinucleotide binding.
UUCACUGUCCUCUGGCAGUGCGCUGCAGGCUGCUUCACUUACAGUAGGAACCAUGGCUGCUCUUUUUAAAGCAAGAAAAGUUUUUGCUUCAUGUGCGAAUAGUUGUCGAAGAUUGUCUCAGUUAGCAGAGUUACCAGAGACACAUCAAAUCCUGAGACAAACCUGCAGAGACUACGCUGACCGAGAACUGUCACCCAUUGCUUCAAGAUUAGACAAAGAGCAUUCAUACCCACUGAAACAGAUCCACGAGUUGGGUGCAAUGGGGAUAAUGGCUAUUGAAGUUCCAGAAGAGCUGGGUGGAGCUGGAAUGGACUAUCUUGCAUACAGUGUGGCCAUGGAAGAAAUCAGCAGAGGAUGUGCCAGCACUGGAGUCGUUGUCUCUGUCAAUAAUUCACUUUACAUAGGGCCGAUUCUGAAAUUUGGAACUGAAGAACAGAAAAAGGAGUGGAUAACCCCUUUCACAACAGGGGAGAAAGUAGGCUGUUUUGCACUCAGUGAACCAGGUAAUGGAAGUGAUGCAGGUGCUGCUUCCACAAUGGCACACCAAGAAGGAGAAGAGUGGGUGCUUAAUGGCACAAAAGCCUGGAUUACCAACAGCUGGGAUGCAUCAGCUACUGUAGUAUUUGCCACAACAGAUAAGAAACUAAAACAUAAGGGUAUCAGUGCCUUCCUCAUCCCGAUGCCUCACCCAGGACUCUCUCUUGGGAAGAAGGAAGAUAAGCUGGGAAUUAAGGCUUCAUCAACUGCUAACAUUAUUCUCGAGGACUGCAGGAUACCGCUCUCAAACAUGCUGGGACCUCGUGGUGCUGGGUUUAAAAUUGCCAUGCAAACUCUUGACAGCGGACGUAUAGGAAUAGCAUCCCAGGCUCUGGGUAUUGCUCAGGCAUCACUAGACUGUGCUGCAGACUACGCACACAAACGCAAUGCAUUUGGAGCACCCAUUGGCCGGCUGCAGGCAAUACAGUUCAAGAUUGCUGAUAUGGCUGUAGCCAUAGAAAGUGCGCGUCUACUCACAUGGAAAGCAUCACUUCUCAGAGAUGCCAAGAAACCUUUUACAAAGGAAGCUGCUAUGGCUAAGUUGGCUGCAUCAGAAGCUGCCACUUUCUGCUCACAUCAGGCAAUCCAGAUUUUGGGUGGCAUGGGUUAUGUGACAGACAUGCCUGCAGAAAGGCAUUAUCGAGAUGCUCGUAUCACAGAAAUCUAUGAGGGCACCAGUGAGAUCCAAAGACUGGUAAUUGCAGGACAGAUACUGAAAGAAUACAAACAAUGACACUAGUGACUCUGGGUGUGGUCAAUAAUAAGGAAUAAUUUGAUUAAGUAAAAGCUUGUAUGAAACCUGUUAAAGCUUUUUAAAGAACAUUGUAAAUAAAUAGGCCAUAUGGCCAUAUUUGUUACCUUAAAUCAACAACCAUCAUGGAUUAAUAUUUAAUUAAAUUUAUUGCCAUUCAUGCCAAGCUUGCGUAUGAUACUUUGGUUGACGUGCCUACAUGCUACCACUAGAGUGCAAUGUUGAGCCUGCUUCGAAGAUUUACACUUUUUAUAAUGAUGUUAAUAUUGUACUGUAAUAAAUUGAAAAUGCAGUCUAAGCUUAUGUUAAUAUAUUUCAGAAUUUUACAAACUUCUGGAAACUAAAGGAGAAUAAAGGAAGAAUAUUUGUAAA